AUUAGCAGAGUACGGAAAGACAUGUAUAACGACACAUUAAAUGGUAGUACGGAGAAGAGAAGUGCAGAAUUACCAGAUGCUGUGGGACCUAUUGUACAGUUACAAGAGAAACUAUAUGUGCCUGUAAAAGAAUAUCCAGAUUUUAACUUUGUUGGAAGAAUCCUUGGGCCCAGAGGACUAACAGCUAAACAGCUUGAGGCAGAAACAGGAUGCAAGAUAAUGGUUCGAGGGAAGGGCUCAAUGAGGGACAAAAAGAAGGUCUUCUUUAAGAGCAGAGACAGCCAUGAUCCAGCAGUUUUGGAGGUAGAGGAAGAACAGAACCGAGGCAAGCCCAACUGGGAACACCUGAAUGAAGAUUUACACGUACUUAUCACUGUGGAGGAUGCUCAGAACAGAGCAGAAAUUAAACUGAAGAGGGCUGUUGAAGAAGUAAAAAAGUUACUGAUCCCUGCAACAGUGCCUGCAGAAACGCCUGGAGCUAAGAUAGAUUGCAUCGGUGUGCCGCGUUUGAUCAUCUGUCAGCAGCAGAGAGGAGAGGGCAGGCAACGACGAUCCCCUUGCUCUAUCCCAGCUCUUGGAAAUUCGCGAGUUUGGCUAGUGGUGAGGGGUGGUCGGGCGGAGACCUUGAUGCCCAAGGAGGGACGUGACAGCGUCUCUGAAAGGGGCCUGACCACCUCUGUGCCUUAUGCCUUGAAGAGAGGUGGCAAGCCUCAGGUGCAGGCUCAGGGUGUGAGGGGGGUAGCCGGCUUUUGA
Molecule: messenger RNA, 753 nt
Organism: Apaloderma vittatum (bar-tailed trogon)
Lineage: Eukaryota; Metazoa; Chordata; Aves; Trogoniformes; Trogonidae
Product: protein quaking-like
Exons: 5
Coding region: 22-753 (243 amino acids)
Biological process (GO): regulation of mRNA splicing, via spliceosome
Cellular component (GO): nucleus
Molecular function (GO): mRNA binding
Source: RefSeq, a predicted model, not a curated record